Molecule: messenger RNA, 165 nt
Organism: Dentiscutata erythropus
Lineage: Eukaryota; Fungi; Glomeromycota; Glomeromycetes; Diversisporales; Gigasporaceae
Source: the annotation of a GenBank genome assembly
AUAGAGAAUAAAGAGUGCUCCAAACUGUCUUAUUGGUGCAAAGGUUUCAGUGAUGAACAAGGUUUCAAUGACAACCAAAAUUUUGAUAAUCGACAGGAUUCUAGCAAUAAACAAGAUUCUGAUACUUCAGAUGAAGAUAUUCAAGACCCAGAAAAUCCAUCUACG